AUGGCGGCGGGCUCACCUGGAAGAGCCAGCUCAAGCUCCGGUCGAUUCAGAAACGCUAUGAGGCAGAAAUCAAGGGAAUAUAAAGAUUUUAGUGAUAGCGAUGAUGAUGAGAUAUUUGAUGGAGAAAAAUUGAAGAUCAGAUUGUUAUCAAUGUGGAAUAACAUGCGACAUGGUUAGUUAAACUGUUGGUCAUCUCUUUCACGCUUUCAGCUGACGGAUGAGAGAUGUGUUUUAUUCUUCCCCUGGAUCUACUUACCCCUUUGUUUAUAAGACAAUUAAUGUAUCAUUAUGGCCUUGAGGCAACGGGAGAAAAUGUAGAACCAGACUGAACUGUGACAAAUGCAUGUCUGUUGAUGAUCGAUUUUAGUCUUCAGUUCAGAAAAAACUUACGCUUAAUCUUCAGCAUCUGACAGUACACUUUGUCACAAACAAAUUACACCCACCUACACACCUUUAUGUUAUUGCAUUAAAAAUUACCUGACGAAGGAAAUCUGCCCAAAAAGUUACUCAUGUACAGAUUUGAAUAAUUUGUAUAAUGUUAAGAAAAUUCUUUCUUUGUUUAUAUUGAAGAGGCCCUCUUAUAAGGGGGGGGGAAGGGGAAUGUAUGUCCCGAGACUGAAUUUCAAAUAUGGUCGUUUCAUGUAAUGAGGAGUAAAUCAAGUCCCAGUCGGCAUUUAAUGCAUUGUUAUGUUGUUUGUUGCCAUUUCAUCUUGUCUUAUGGAACUGUUUCAAGGUCAUGUCACUUGUCAGAAUUUUACCCUAACAGGGCCUCAUUCAAUUCAUACACUAGAGCUUUGUAUUUAGUAAUAGAAAACGUUUUCUGCCUUUACAUAGCCUGAUUUAAACACCAGAGAGGUUAGGAGAAUUUGCGACAGUUAUGGUCUUGGGUUUGCAUAACUGUCGUGAAUUCUCCCAACCCCUCAAGUGUUUAUAUCAGGCUAUGCAAACACAGGAAAAAAACUUUCUAUUGCUUUUAUAAAAUAACUUUCCCAAGAAAAAAUGCAAAAUUCUUUGUUAUGGUACUGAUUAAAAGAGAAAUUCUUACCAGUCACAAAGUCUUGUACACGAAGUCUUGCAUGCAUAAUCAGUUCUUGUUUUGCAAAAAGAUGCUUUCCAAAAUACGGAUUUUUCCCACCUAAAAUGUCACCUUAAGCAAAAAAAAAAUUGACACACCUUGUUUGUAACGAUUUUCCAAGUUUCAGCUGACGAAGGAAUGGGUAAAUAAAGUAAACUUGUCAAGUUUUGAACUCAAUUAGCGAGACAGUUAGCGCACGAAAAGCAAAACAUCUUGAUGCCACAACCAUGUUUACAUACUCUCACGCAAACACUCCUCUCGGCCAAUCAGUACUAUCUUAGUUAUUCUAUAAAUUGUAAUGUCUUGCCUUGCAGGUUUUGUUGUGCCCUUGAAGGCUCACUUUAGAGAGGAUUCACCCAUAUGGCUUCUUGGCAGAUGUUAUCACGCAAGGAAUCAUGGUUGGUAGUAGUGGGGGACUGUAUGUCAUAGUCAUCUUACAUUUUGCAUAGCAUAAGUUCAUGGCAUAAUAAAGAUCUGUUAUGGUUCAAUUUUUAUCCUGGAUUAAAAUUUAUUACAUUGCCUUAUACUAGUUAUUAUACAUGUACAUUACCAUACCCAAGAACUUAAGGAAGAUAAAAUCUGAAAAAAGGAUAAAUUUGAACCAUAACUAACAUUCACAACAGUACAAAUAAAGUAUAUCAUUGUUUAAGACACACCCACCACUGGCAAGAUCCUGGUACCUUUUAGGGGUGCUUUUUUGGAAUUUUUCAACAAGCAGCUUCCCAGUUUUAAGAAGGUACCCCACCCUCCCACCCUUCUGCCCCUCCCCCCUCUCAAUACAGGCAUAUAAAAAUGUACAAUGAAUCUUUAUUCACUAUAGAAUUCAGUGGGGUACAGUCAACAGAAAAAUGCAAGGUUUUAAGUAUGGAUGAGUUUCAGAGAGACUAUCAUUCCUUAAUCUGGUUGACGUACCGGCGAGAAAUCCCACAACUUGGGGAUUCUGCUUUAACCACAGACUGUGGCUGGGGAUGUAUGCUACGCAGCGGACAAAUGAUGGUUGCAACUGGGCUAGUUUACCACUUUCUCAAAAGAGGUAAUAGCAGGUUUAAUUUUUGCCAAUGUCUUGUCAUAACGUAGGACCAUUUCCAGGGUGCAAAGACAAUCAUUUUUACAGCUUCCCAUUCGGGUAAGCUCAAGUUAGCAUUUACUAGCCCAGACGUUAUUUCAACCAGCCCCAAAAACGUUUUGUUCUUCUGUUAUUCAAAUUCCUCAUAAAACAUCACUUGCCCGUCGGGCAAGCUAAAAACAAAAUUCACUAGCCCGAUAGCAAAAUCCACUAGCCCCAGGCUAUCGGACAGUACUUUCUUUGCACGCUGAUUUCUCAGAUAAUUUCAGUGAAAGUGGUCUUAUUAUUAUUAUUAUUAUUAUUAUUAUUAUUAUUAUUAUUAUUAUUAUUAUUGAAAGCAAAUUAAAUUUUUGUUUACUACACAAAAAUAUUGAAAACACUUGUUGGUAAGGUUUGUUUAAAACUUUCACUCCUAAUAUUGGCCAAGGUGAAAAAUUAAUGUACCAUUAACUUGCACUUACAAAUAGAAAUUUCUUUUAUUCACAGAUUGGAGAAAAACUGGAAGAUGCCACAGCAGAGAACAAGAACAUUUUUACAGAACAGUAAGUGAGGACUAAGUAUACAGAGGUCUAUUGCUGAUUUACCAAGGAUGCAGACGCUUUGAGAGGAUUAAGGGCUAAAGCUGAUUUGGAUCCUAAGAAUGUCAGCUUAACAAGAGCAAAGAGUUUGAACUAGAGACAUUGCUUCUGUUGGUGUGUGACAGGAGAAUUUUACGUGAUCAUCCAGCUCAAAUUUGUUGUCAUAAUCCAUAUUGACUAAUUAACUCAGCUAAGAAAAUUUGUAAAACACUAAUAACAUCAGGAAGUCUCUGGGGUUAAAAUUAGAUCUUUUCCUCACAGGUUAUUGUUUUAUUAACUGGUUAAUCUUUCCCCUCUCCAUCAUGGUGGUAGUGAGAGUAAUGAAAUUUCAGCUAUUUUUUAAAAGAAAGCUUGAUGAAAACUUCACCAAGGACUAUCAGUUUCGUCAUGAUCACCACUAACAAUAUGACAGCAUAAUGCACAUCUUCAUCUUCCCCCUGAGGUAGGACUCCAGUCCAACCAGGGGAAUACGUUGGGACAAAACAAGCCCUUGGGAUGGGAAAGUUGAUGACAUUGUUUUAACUUCAAAGAUAAGGAGCCAGGGAGUUCAAAAUCUUGUGGUCUUUAUUAACAGUCGUGUGUGACAAAUUGCACCAGCUACGGUUGUGUAUCAUGAAGACUUUUAUAAAAUUAUAAGUCCCCUCAGUCAAAUAAAUCCCAUUUAUAUGAGGAAGAUUUUGGGGGGGAUUUUUCAUUGAGAAGAACUUGAACCAGGGGACUUUGUCUUGUUAAAUUCCUCCACCCCUGCGGCAAAUCAUUAACUUGCUCCAUCCAUUUUACAAUGCCCUUCUAAUAUCCUACCCAUGGGGAAAGCUGAUUACAUGUGCCUAGUUUAUUAACCUAUGGUAUCAUCCCUUUAAUAUGAAGAUUCUUAGAUUCUUUGGAGAUUUGGAAGAUGAGGAGCUCAGUCCAUUCUCUCUCCCUCGCCUUGUUUCAAUUGGUAAACAAACUGGGAAGCAGGCUGGAGACUGGUAUGGACCUGCCUCAGUUGCUCAUAUUCUCAGGUAAGACAAGUCUGCAGUCUUUAGCUACAUCUUAUAAUGAAAUUAUUACAAUCAGAACUUCCUUUGUGGUUGCCUUCUUAUAAUGGAUACCUCCCAUAACCAGAAAAGCAGAUACCUUCCAUCAGUCGACACCCCUCCCUGCCAUCAAUUAACAUCUCUUAUUAAAUGACACCUACCAUUAAAGGACACCAAACUGCAGCCUCAGUAAUUUCUGGCUUCUAUUCGUGUUUAAAGGUUAUCCAACCUCCCAUAAGUGGACAACUUACAUGUUCGCAUGAUCCAUAAAGAUAUUACUCUUGGAGGCACUGAUCAUUGAAAAUAUUCAGUCUUUCUGUCCCAAGCAAAUACUGACAUUAGUAGUUUUCUCUCUUUUUUUCUUUUUCAUCCUUGAAAGACUUGCAAUGGCCGGUGGAACACAUCCACUUCUCCACGAUGUAAAUAUUUAUGUAGCUCAAGACUGUACAGGUUGGUUCUUUAUGGAAAAUCUCCUCUCAAAAAAACUAUUACAAAGUAUAAUUUAAUAAGCAGUUAGUGAGGUUAAUAAACUAUUCUUUUAUUCGGAGAGGCUGGCACUUACACUGUAGCACUUUAAACACUUUAAUUCCAAGAUCCACAUACAAAUUUCCCACACAUUUCCUUUAACAACUAGUAAUAACCAAAGGUUACGGAGUGCGGGCGACAACGAUCAAAGGUCAAAACACUUUUGCUCCAUCGCUGCGCUUUGCAUAAGUUUCAUGUGACAGAUAGUCAAAACACGCGUGAUCAGAUUACGAGUGAUAGAAGGUCCAAAUGCGAGUGAUCAAAUUGCAUUCUGUGCAUUCCAUUCAUUCUUACUGGAAGUCCAAAUGAAGGGUGUAUAUGUACAUGCGACACAUGCGUAAUAAUGACCAGGAGAUUAGGGUUGCGUGCUCCUCUUGUCUCCCGCAAUAAUACAUGUAGUUGAGAGAAUAUUUUUGAAAGAUCAAAGAAUUUCCCCUAAGUGAUCAUUUUAUUAAUUCUCAUAACUUUUUUUAUUGAUUAUCUAUUGGUAUUGCAGGAGAAAAUUGAUGUUGGUCACAUUUAGGACUUGAAGGGUUAAGAACUGAUAAACCUGUAACCCUUAGUCAGGGCUUCUGAUAUUUCGCGCGGUCGCGGACCCGCGAAAUUCAGGUAUUUCCGCGAAAUCCCGCGAAAUUCCCCCCAAAACGCGAAAUACCGCGAAAUUCGCCAGAAAUAUUUCCAAAUACAUGUCGGCAAAACUUAUUUAAUACUUAUCUUGGCUAUUAGACCUGUUUUAUUCACCCUAAACGUCCAAAUUUAUCUUGAAACUUCGUCACUGCGACGAGUAAACAGCGUCCCAAAACUACCAGGCGUUUUAAGAUGAACGUUGUGAAAAACUGGGCACUAACCAUAAUGUUAAUAGCUUUAGCAUUCGCUCAUUUCUCGAGCGCACUGUUGUUGAAAGAGCGAAUGAUUAUCCCAGUUAAAAAACCGUUAAACAACGCUGGUCAUAUCGACGCAAAAUUGAUUGAUUUUAGCGAAAUUUGCCAAAAAAAUCCAACAAAAUCAGCUGUUUUUUACUGAUUGUUUCUUGGCAAAGUUUCCCCCCGAAAUUUCCCGUGAAAUCAACCGAUUUUUGUAAGAGUUUGCCCCUGAACAUCCUUCGAAAUUUGACUUUUUUCUGCUGAAAUCCCGCGAAAUUGGCUGAUUUUUCUGCGAAUUUUGACUUUUCUCCCGCGAAAAUCCCGCGAAAUCGGCCGAUUUUUCCGCGAAUUUGCCCCUGAAAAUGACCCGCAAAAUUUUGCUUUUUUUUCCGCGAAAUAUCAGAAGCCCUGCUUAGUGUCUUAAAUUAAAGGAGCUGUGUCACGACGCCAAAUUAGGAAAUUACAAGAUGCCCGUUAAAUUAAGAGAAACAUAAAAAUAACUGCUUAAAACGUUAAAGGAAGGUUAAAAUAACAUAACAGAAACAACAGAUGCCACAGAUGGGCAAAACUGAAGAAGACUGAAAUGAAUUGAAAUUAGAGUUUUUGAAAACUGUUCAGCCUAACAGUUUUUUAAAGUUGAUCCCUGCAGCUUGCAACUUCUAAUAUAAUGCUCAGGAGACAUACUUGUUUGUCUCAGAUCUCCGAUUUUGUCAUUUACAUGUAAUUUCUUUGCUUACUUUAAGUUCCAUAAUGAUUGAGAGCAAGUAAUUGGCAAAAUUAAACAAAAUGAACUGGACUGCCGUGACACAGCCCCUUUAAUUGGAGACGCUUUCCAAAUCAAAUUGGUUGUGUUAUCAGAUGUGUUGGUUUUUAAGGAGGGAGAAAAACCAGAGUACUUGGAGAAAAAUCUCUUCAAGCAGAGAAGAGACUCAACAGUAAACUCAAUGCACAUAUGACAUCCCUCCAGGACUCAAACCCAGGCCAGAUAAUGGAGGAAUUAAUGAAUUCUCUUAACACUACAACUUCACUGCUCACCAAAACAGUAUUCUUCCGAGUUUCCAUCCCUGUAUUAUGUAACUAGAGCACUCUCAUUUCACAGUGUAUACAGAUGAGGUGGAACGUCUAUGUACAAGCUGCAGAACGCAUAACUGGAAUUGCUCUGGUGGUAAAUGGCAGUCUGUUAUAAUAUUAGUUCCUGUGCGGCUUGGAGGAGAAGCUCUAAAUCCUAUUUAUAUACCCUGUGUUCAGGUAGGAGAACCCAUUUUACAUGUUGUUUCCUUAAAGGCUGCAACUGUUUGUUGUUUUUAUUUAAAAGUCAUGUUUUCAGUUUCAAUCUAACAGAAAUCCAGUUUUAAGGUUUCCAUUCCUGUUUCUGUUUCAGUUAUUUUCCUCUUUUUAUGAUUGGCUAAAUCUGUUUUUGUUAAAAAGUGAAGUGGCUCUUCAGCUCCCAUAUGCUUUUCUGUGUCUGGUGUGGCUGUGUUUCUCAAUAUUAUUAAUUUGAGUUAAUGUGCAAUUUCCUCAGACUGAAGUUUGAAAACUUACUGAUAUUUUUGUCACCAAAGUAUGCAACUUUUUUUAUUGUUAAAGAAGUCAUGCGCUGAUCUUAAGCAUUUUUUCAUACACAUGGUUAUAAUUCCUCCAGUCUUGUUUUAUGUCCAAUCAUUAAAAUAAUGAUGAUGUAUUUCCUCAGGCUCUUUUAACAUUAGAUCAUUGUAUUGGAAUCAUUGGUGGCCGCCCAAGACAUUCUCUUUAUUUUGUUGGUUUCCAAGGUAAUUUUAAGAAGUUAGAAGAAGAAGAAGUUUUCAAAUUUGGAAUCUUUUGAAAACUUUUCUCUUUGUCCACUAUUUUGAGCAAAAGAAUCUUUUUUCUUCAACAGAUGAUAAAAUGGUUUGUUUAGAUCCGCAUUAUUGUCAAUCUGCAGUGGACAUGUCAAGUAAUAGUUUUCCCACAGAGGUAAUUAUAUUUUGUAUAAAAACCAGACCAAAAUUGGGUGAGGCAGAGUGGGAUACAUGUAGUGCUUAACCCUUUGAGUCCCAAUAUCCACAUACAAAUUCUCCAAACUGGUCUUCAUACAUUCAUUAAAGAAUGAGUUGAGAGAAUUUGGUAAAAGAUCAAGGUAUUUUCUCUUUGGUGAUCAUUUUUAUCAAUUCUCAUAACCUUAUCUCUUAACAAUAUAUGGAUAGUGUUAGGAGAAUAUUGAUGUUGGACACCAUUGGGACUUAAAAGGUUAAUUUUUUCUCAGUAGACUCUAGUGCAACCCUCCAUGCUGGCCAUGCUUGUAAAUUACCUGUGGGUAGUUGGUUCAAAUGUUUGCUUCUGUCCUUAUUUUUGGGUAAUUGUUUUACCCCCCAAAAGUUUUUUCCUUCCCUGUGGUCAUAAAAUCGGUAAUAGUCCUGAGGGCUAAUCCUACAUAUGGGCUACAAAGGUAUUUGCCACUAUAGGAUGUGUGUUGUUUAGGGUGUCUAUCCUUUAUUAGGAUAUCAUUCUUUUCCUCGUUAGGACUGUGUUCUCGAUGUGAUUGUUAGAUAGGGUACCAAAAUUCUAUCAGCUAAAAUUCGAGAGCAGUAUAGGGAGGUACUUACAUGUGUUAGUACGCCAGUGAUUUCUGUUUUGUUAAUUUUUGCUUGUUUGUUUUUUCUGGCCAGUCAUUUCACAGUUUUCAGCCCCGCACCAUGUCAUUCAAAAAGAUGGAUCCCUCAUGUACUAUAGGAUUUUAUUGUGAAACUAAAGCUGAAUUCGAGAAGUUUCGUCAGCAAACAACAGAAGUAAGCUCUGUCAACAAGCAUUAUUAUCCCAAACAGGACACUGACUUUUUUAUAAAAAAUAUUCUUCAACACCACCAAUUUGUUGAAAGUUUAGCAGAGCUUUCCAAACCGAUCUGGAUCCCUUCACCAGUGGUGACGUUUGCUGUGAUCAGGGCUACAACCUUCCCCCAAUUUAUGGAACAAUUUUGCAGCCUAAUCAAAACAAAAUCUCCGCUCUGUCACUACCUUUUUUCCAUUUCCAUCAAGUUUCAAAUUUCCCAGUUCCCCAUCACGACGCACUGAUCAGCCUGUAUAUUGACAAGUGACCAUUGGAUGAUCCUCUUGCUGUGAUACAAACAAACUCUGCUCUUUGUUUCAUGGCCCUUGACAAUGACUCUGUCCUUCAUGACCACAGAAUAAAAUUGUUCUUGAAAUCGGCUGAAUCGAGAAUUGGAACAAGAAGCUCCAAGAACUUGAUCUUGAACUCCUUCGACGGGAUCCCUAGGGUGGGCCAAUUUUCCUUGUUGGAGUGCGGGAAAUUUUUGCUUGUGGAAUCCGGAGUCCUGGUAACGAUUGGAAUCUCAAUCCAAGUUCCACUGACAGAGAAUCCCGAAUCUAGUACAUUAAUGUAUAAAAAGAGAACUCUCGCCUAGGCAAGACACUCACUUACAACCAGACACCUUCGACAAGUGAUGUUCAGUUUUUGCUCUUGAGUUUUCCUGUAGCCUGCAAGCAGACUCACUUGUGUGAGUUCGGGGAAAAGUUUUGGCGGCAGAGCGGCCAUCACGUGAGGAGAAUGGCCCAAGAUGCCGGCUCCGCCGCCCAAAUAAUUUUCCCCAAAUUUACACAAGUUAGCCUGCUCGCAGGCUAAUUUUUCUGUUGACAGACAGUUUUAGAGUAGAAGUAUUGUUGUUUUGUUACUUAGGUAUUACGGCCGCCAAUGCAGCGGGGAGACUAUCCAAUGUUUAUAUUUGCAUCACACCCUAAACCGCCGGCCCCUGACAGCAUGAUACGCAGUGCAGACCUGUCUGAGAGCCUCUUAGAGAGCACAGGGCCUGGACAUGAACUCGAGAAAUCACAAGGAAAUGCUCCAAGUGUAGAUGGGGCAGUAAGCUGUUCACCACCUCCAGAGGAAUACGUUGUUCUUUAGCAAACCUUGGGUGAAUUAACAGCACAGUAGCCCAUUUGCUGUACGAGUGUUAAGUCAAUAUAGUUUUGAAAUCUGGGAUUUAUAAAUUUCCUAUUUUGGGGGCAUCUGUACAUACCUAUGGAAAGUAAUUAUAACACAGGUGGCCCAAGUUCGAGAUGUGACCAUUGGUACUGUUGCGUAAUGUUCAAAAUUUAAGGCUUUAUAUGAGAGAGAAAACAGUUGUUUCUGUAGCCUAUGAAAUAUGUGAAAGGAUUUAAACAAAUAUUGGAUUUAAACAAAAAAAGUUGUGUAACAGGGAGAAAAAACACACAACUUAAGUGAGGUUAGCCAAUUUUUAUUUAAAUGCUUUUACAUUAGUAGGCUACAGAAACAAUAAAUUGUUUUUUCUCCCAAACAAAUCCUUAUAUUUUUUAACCCUAAGCAACAGUGCCAAAAGUCAUAUUUCAAGUUUGGGCCACCUGUGAUUACAGCAAUUUUUAUUUAUACAAAUGAUUUGAAAGGAGGUGACAUUGAUGGUUUCAGAGCCUGUAUUUUGAAACCCUUGAGUGGUUUUACUUACACAGGUCAGGUUCAAUAGGAAUUAGUAGAUGUACAGCAGUAAUUUUUACUGACUCAUUAAUUCAAUCUUUCAAUCACUCAAAUGGAAGCUGCUGAGCAGUUCGUUUUCCAUAUUUUCUCUUAGUUAUUUUGUAAGUGAAGUGUUACAUGUAAUUUGUGAAAUACCUCAGUUUUUUAAAAAACAUUCAGAGUUAUCAGGCAAAGAUUAAAAAUUUAUUGUUUACAUGUAAAUAGAACAAUAAUUAUGUUGAAGUCCUUGACGUCAGAGAAAAGAAUUUUAUUUGCUAUUAAAACAUUAUGGUAAACAAUGCCGCAUCUUUUUCUUGUCAAGAAAUAGUGUUUACAAAGUAUAAUAAUCGAAAAAGACGAACAUUAUUGAGCCAUAAAAUAUUGAAUAAACAACCAUUGUUAACACUAUGGACU
Porites lobata is the source of this 10001-nucleotide messenger RNA. The record is from the annotation of a GenBank genome assembly. Lineage: Eukaryota; Metazoa; Cnidaria; Anthozoa; Scleractinia; Poritidae.